GGGAAAGCGCGAGCUGCGCUGCCUGGCGCAGAGAGUGGACAGCCCGCGCACGGAGAAAGAAUACCCUACACGAUCUCGUGAUGUGGAAAGAGACAGAUGAAAGACAUCGACCACCUUAGACUCGUGGAGAGAUCUGCGAAAGCAAGAGCGCAGCUUUAUAAAGUAAAGCACUUAUCCCCGGAGGCUCAGCUGUCACAGAAUGGAGAACAUCACGAUCCCCUUCAUCCCAAACCCAACAUGCAACUACAGCAUGGACUUAUACUAUUACGACUCUUCAAACCGGAGCGAUCUGAAUUGCACGCCGCCGGCUGACUACUUCUUUUACGCAGAUCUAUACGUGGUUCUCCCGGUCAUUUACUCCGUGAUAUGCGCCGUAGGUCUGACGGGAAACACGGCGGUCAUAUAUGUGAUCCUCAAAGCACCCAAAAUGAAGACAGUGACCAAUAUGUUCAUCCUGAACUUGGCGAUCGCCGACGACCUCUUCACUUUAGUGCUGCCCAUCAACAUAGCGGAGCAUCUGUUACACUACUGGCCGUUCGGCGAGGUGCUGUGCAAAAUCAUUUUAAGCAUCGACCACUACAACAUCUUCUCAAGCAUCUACUUUCUGACUGUUAUGAGUGUGGACCGGUACCUGGUGGUGCUGUCGACCGUGCGCUCCAAGCGCAUGCCGUACCGCACAUACCGGGCAGCCAAGAUAGUGAGCCUGUGCGUGUGGCUGCUGGUGAUCCUCAUCGUCGUGCCGUUCACCGUGUUCGCGGGAAUGUAG
Molecule: messenger RNA, 766 nt
Organism: Sinocyclocheilus anshuiensis
Lineage: Eukaryota; Metazoa; Chordata; Actinopteri; Cypriniformes; Cyprinidae
Product: neuropeptides B/W receptor type 2-like
Exons: 2
Coding region: 200-766 (188 amino acids)
Biological process (GO): neuropeptide signaling pathway
Cellular component (GO): plasma membrane; neuron projection
Molecular function (GO): neuropeptide receptor activity; neuropeptide binding
Source: RefSeq, a predicted model, not a curated record